AUGUCGGUACAUUGUUUAUCAAUUCAAGUACCCCCUCCCCUCAACCUCCCUCCCGCCUCAAGCAGGCGGCAGUGGAUGCAGGAGGAGGAGCUGGCACGGCAGCUGCAUGCGGCAGUGGAUGAGAGAGGAGGAGUUGGCACGGCAGCUGCAUCUGCACCCGAAGCAGCUGAGGCGGACAUUGAAGAUGCUGGAGGAGGAGCUGAUGAUCGUGCGCGAGCACAGGAAGGAGUGGGUGGUAACCACUUGAAGCAGCUGAGGCGGACGCUGAAGAUGCUGGAGGAGGAAUUAAUGAUCGUGCGCGAGCACAGGAAGGAGAACACGAGAGCAGCCAAGAAACAGAAGGGGGAGGGGGAGGAGGGGAAGGAAGGGGAGGGGGAAGGCGAGGGGUCGAAAUGGGAAGGCAAGCCGGGGCAGAAGCCAAAGCAGCACUCCCACUCCUACUGCUGCCUGCACUACCCCCAGAUCUAUGACGUUGUCAGGUACCGCAUUCACCGGGCGAAGAAGGCUAUUAAGGACGAGCUAGACAGUCGCAAGGAGGUCAUGUACCUGCUGUGCCCCAACCCGCACUGCAAGGCCCGGUAUUCCACACUAGAUACAGACAGACUCAUCGAUCCAGUUGAUUUCAACCUCAAGUGCGAGCGCUGCCACUCAGAGCUGGAGGCAGAAUCGGACAUGCUGGGAGGGGGAGGCGGAGGGGGAGGGGUGGAUGGGGAGGAUAAUACACGGAAGAAGAAGAAAGAGGCUCUUCAAAACAUGCUGGCGAGGUUCGAGCGCCAACUGAAGCCCCUCAUGGAGCAGAUAGUGAAGGUCAAGGACCUCACGCCGCCCUACUUCGGGUCUCUAUCCGAAUGGGAGGCCAAGGCGUCGCCAGCACAGAGGGCAGCCGCAGUGGGGGGGGAGAUCCCCAAGGCCCUCCCCCGUCUGGCCGGGCCAGGGGGAGGGGGUGCCGGGUCUACCCCUCUGCCCUUCAUGGGGGAAACACGGGUGGAGGUUUCGAUUGGAGGGGAGGACGAGGGUGGUGGAGCAGGAGGGGCGGGAGGAGGAGGAGGGGGAGGAGGAGGGGAAGGGGCGUUGACCAAGCCGGCAGAGAUGAAGGUCAUUCCCAAGUGGGCUAUACGAGAGGGCAUGGUGCUGACCGCUGCGCAGAGAGGGGAGGUGGAGGAGGAGAAGCCGGGGGGCGAAGGGGAGGGCGGGGAAGGGGGAGCGGGGGAAGGGGAUGGGGGAGCGGGGGAGGGUGCGGCGGGGGGGUUGUCUGCAGAGGAAGAGGCAGAGCAGCAGAGACUACAGGAAUACUACAAGGCGUACUAUGCCGCAUUGCUACAACAGCAACAAGCAGCGGCAGCAGCAGGCGGAGCCGAUACUGCUGAUGCCCCAAAUGCACCCGGGGAGGGAGACGAGGAGGAGGAUGUGACAUGGGAAGAGGGGGACGCAGGAGCAUAUGCCACCCCUCCUGCUCCUGCUACUGCUCUCCCUUUCAACACGAGUCAAGCUCUCCCCACUACGCCUAUAGCAGCAGCAAUUCAGGAGGAGGAUGAGGAAGCGGAUUAUGAGUGGGAGGAUGGGGAUGGAGGGGAUGGUGGGGUGGGGGGGAGCGGGGGGGAGGGUGGAGGGGAGCGGGGUGCGGGAGGUGUGAGUAGAGGGGCGGGGAGUGGGGGUGGAACAGGGGAUGGGGCUGGUGUUGUGGUUACCCCGGAACAGGUGGGGGUAGGAGAGGCUGAGGGUGAGGAAGAUGAGGAUAUCGAAUGGGACGAGUGA
This is a messenger RNA of Closterium sp. Naga37s-1, 1755 nucleotides long. NCBI's taxonomy places the organism in Eukaryota, Viridiplantae, Streptophyta, Zygnematophyceae, Desmidiales, Closteriaceae. The record is from the annotation of a GenBank genome assembly.